Molecule: messenger RNA, 9079 nt
Organism: Cyprinodon tularosa
Lineage: Eukaryota; Metazoa; Chordata; Actinopteri; Cyprinodontiformes; Cyprinodontidae
Gene: nbeal1
Product: neurobeachin-like 1
Exons: 53
Coding region: 240-8417 (2725 amino acids)
Biological process (GO): intracellular protein localization
Cellular component (GO): membrane; cytosol
Molecular function (GO): protein kinase binding
Source: RefSeq, a predicted model, not a curated record
UGUAAAUAUCCGUGUUUUCCUCUAAAGCAGAACAGUAGCAGGAAGAAGGAGUGGGAGUACAGGCCGUGGAACUUGACGUCCUCCACAGGAAUGAACAGCCAGCCCUGAUCUGCUAUGGAAUAACUGUGGAUGCUUCCAGACAGUCAUCAUGCCUCCGGGUCACGCCUGAGAGCCAUGGCCCGGCCCUGGAAGUGACCUCUGUAGGCACAGCAGCCUGAGGUGGCUCUCACCUUGGCACUAUGGCAUCCAAUGAGAGACUCUAUGAGGUGUGGAUGCUCUACUGCACCAAGAGAGAUCCAGAUUACUUUAAGAUAUGGCUGGAGAUUUUUAUCAGCUCCUAUGAACAAUGUCUGGAUGUGGAUUUCGAAAAGCCCCUCUCAAGACCGGAGGAGGUUCCACCCGUUCUGACGCUGCUACCCGACAACAUCCUGCAGGUUUUACGCCACCAGCUGCUGCAGUGCGUCCAGAAAGCUUCAGACGGCCUAGAGCCCGAGCAGCAAAACCUGGCUCUGCUGCUGCUGAAGUUCCUCAUUAUUAUCUGCAGGAACUUGUCCAAUGUUGAGGAGAUUGGCACAUGCUCUUACAUCAAUCACAUCAUCACCAUGACGACACUCUACAUCCAGCAGCUGAAGAGCAGGACCAAGGAGAAGGAGAUGAUGGACCACAGUCAGGCGGAGGACUUUGUUCGUCACUCGCUGGCGUUCUGCGAGAGCCUCUAUGACCCAUACCGCAACUGGAGACAUCGAACAAGCAGGGAGCAGCUGGGUGCCGUAGAGAGGGGCAGGCAGAAGUAUAAGGCCGCUCCGCUCACUGUUGAAUUUGUUCCCUUCUUUUACCAGUGCUUCCAGGAGAGCGAGCAUCUGAAGGAGAGCCUGAAAUGCUGCCUUCUGCACCUGUUUGGAGCCAUAGUAGCAGGGGAUCAGAGGAACGCUCUGCUUGCCAUCUCUCCAGCCACCAUGGAGGUGCUGAUGCGGGUGCUGGCUGACAGCUACAUGGGAAGCUGCUCGUCAGAGGAGGCAGAGGACUGGGAGAGCGAGGCCAUCAGCCGGAUGGCGCUGCUAACUUUGGGGUGUCUCAGGGAGGUGGUGCAGGGCCUCCUGGCCUCCAGCUCAGACCAGCGGCAGGUGGAAAUCCCAUCCGUCCUGGAAAACUACUUCAAGCUGCUCAACUCAGACCCGGCGGCCGUGGUGGCAGCGAAGCAGCAGCCAGCCAAGGGGAGGGUUCCCACGCUGGGCCGGCACUGGGAGAUCCGAUUUGUGGCACUGCAAGUGCACAUGCUAGACACUAUCAGGGACAUGUUCCUGUGUUCAGACAGGCCGGUUCUACAAGCCAUCUUCCUCAACAGUAACUGCUUUGAGCAUCUGAUACGACUGCUGCAGAACAGCAAGGUGAUUCAAGGACGCCUUGACUCGUUGGCCGUAGCCACCAUCAAAGCCCUGACGACUGUUAUGCAUAAAUCACCAGCUGCUAAGGAGGUUUUCAAAGAGAGGAUUGGCUACAAUCACCUGUACGAAGUUCUGAUCUCACUGGGUCAGCCGUCCAGACAUCUGCUCAAGGAGCUGAUGAACAUGUCAGUGGAGGGGGAGCACACCUCUGUGGGCCUCCUUGGAAUCAGCAACGUGGAGCCGUUGCUGCUUCUAGUCCAGUGGCUCCCAGAGCUGGAGUCACCCGAGCUGCAGCUCUUCACGGCCGACUGGCUGCGCCGCCUCAGCUGCCUCAACCGCCAGACCCGUGCCACCUGCGUCAACGCGGCCAUGGUGGUGCGAGCUUUAGCUGCUCUGGAACACCACGAACGCCUGCACAGAGCGUGUGCCGAAAGCCUGUUCGGAUUACUAGGCUCGCUGGGCUCGCAGUCUCUGAGCGGCCGGGAACUGCUGGGACUCCUGCGCCUCCUGAGGACUACGGAGUCCAGCCAAGCUCAUCCGUAUGUAGGUCCAGCCCUGAGGGCCCUCCUGACCAUGGUUCGCAAGCAGGGACUUGAGAACGCCAUGCAGUACUUUGAUCUGUCGCCCAGCAUGGCGGGGAUUGUUGUCCCCACCGUGCAGCGAUGGCCGGGUUCUGCCUUCAGCUUCCACGCCUGGUUGUCUCUGGAUCAGGACCAGCUUGGUCCACUCAGCAAGGACAAAAGGAAGCAGCUCUAUAGCUUUUUCACCCCUGGAGGAACGGGGUUUGAGGCCUUUAUCAGCGCUGCUGGAGCGCUGGUGGUGGCUGUCUGCACAAAGAAGGAGUAUGUCACAGUAAUGCUGCCAGACUACUGUUUCUGUGACUCCCUCUGGCACAGCAUCGGCGUGGUGCAUGUUCCUGGAAAGAGGCCGUUCGGACAGAGCCUCGUCUACAUUUACGUGGAUGGGCAGCAGAAACUGUCCGCCCCCCUCAAGUACCCCAUCAUGACGGAGCCGUUUAUUUCCUGCUGCAUAGGCUCUGCAGGCCAACGCACCACCACUCCCCCUCCCUCGCAAAUCCCCGACCCGCCCUUCUCCUCCGCCUCCACACCCACAGCUCGAACCUCACUGGGCGGUAUCCUGUCGCCGCAGACCUGGGGGGGGCUGCUGGGGGGGAAGCCCGAGUCCGUCACCAAGCUGAUCUCAGCUGGGACUCAGGACAGCGAGUGGGGAAGUCCGACGUCCCUGCAGGGCCAGCUAGGAAGCGUCAUGGUGUUUCAUGAGCCGCUUCAACCCAGUCACAUAAAAGCCAUCUGUAGCGCUGGUCCUAACUGCGUCUCUCCAUUUAAGGCCCAAGAAUCAGAACUGAGUGACAUUUCAGCCAAGCUGCUGUUGCAUUAUUCACCUAAGGCCUGUAGAAAUCCCAUCUGCCUCGACCUUUCUCCCAAUCUGCUGCACGGGCGUCUGACGGGGAACAAAGUCGUCAACUGGGACAUAAAGGAUAUGAUCAACUGUGUCGGUGGCCUGCCGGUGCUGUUCCCAGUGCUGGAGCAGUUGGCCUGUGUGACCCCUGACCAGCAGGGGGGCGAUCCUGCAGCUGCAUCAGACUUCAUCACACCAGAUGUGAGCACACCAGCUGAUGGAGACUGGGUCAUCCUCCCAUCCAACAGAGCCUCAGAGGCGCGCCUGGAGAAAAACUUGGUGGCCACUUUCCUGUUGAUGCUAAAGCAUUUCCUACAGAGACACCCGAUCAACCAGGAGAAUCUGCUCCACUCGCAUGGCGUGGGAACACUGGGAGUCCUUCUGCAAAAGCUUCCUGCAGGUCAUGUGGAUGUCAGCGUGUUGGUCGCCGUGCAGCUGCUGAUUGAGCAGGUAACCCAUGAGAAGAACCAGGCCUUGCUGCAGCAGAUCCAAGCACAUCUGCUCUUCAAUUUCAACACCUGGAACAAAGGAGAUUUCCCUCUGCGGAUCGGUCAUAUCCAAUACAUGUCCACCGUCAUCAAGGAUGACAGGAAGCAGUUCAGGAAAAAAUACGGAGUUCAAUUCCUGCUGGAUACCAUGCGCCUCUAUUACGGGAAGAACGCUAACAAGGAGAACGACCUGAGCGAGGACGACAUCCGGACCAUCCGAGCAUCCCUCUGUGGCCUCGUCAAGUAUUACAUCAGCAAGGGCAUGUCACAGGAAGAGAUGCACAGCAUUCUGGGAUACAUCGCUGCCAUUGGAGAUGAAGACCAGCUGUGUGGUCUUCUGGAGAUGUUACUCAGCCUCCUUCAGAGCAGCCCGGCCAAAGACCAGCUCUUCCUGCUCCUCUUUGAGCCUGCAGCUGCAGAUUCCUGCUACACGCUUCUGCUCAACAACAAGCACUCAGACCGACUGAGGGAGCUGGUCUUUAAGCUGUUUGAGCGGAUGCUGCGCUGCGACCGGGUGUAUGAAAGGAGCAAGCAGCGCUUACGGCUGAGGGAAGCUGGUUACAACGGGCUGUCUCUGGUUUUCUCCGAGCUUCACAUCACCCCCACUCUGAUCCGCUGCCUCCUAAAUCAGGUUCUCCAUACAGAUCAAGUUGUGAACUACAAGGACCUGAUGGCUCUUGUGCAGCUCACACACCGGGCUGGACCUAGUGUGCGCCUUAUUGUCUGUAAGAGGGUGUACCAGCUGCUUCAGUCCCAACAGGAAGCUGCCAGCCAGAUCUCCAAGCAGCAGUGUUGGCAGGACACGCUCGUGCGGCUGUACCUCCGAGGCGACGGCUCCCUGACGCUGCGCGGCUCCGACACAGCCAGCAACUGCAGCUUGGAUUUAAACCGGAACGGCUGCGGCGGCAAUAACCGCCUGGAGCUGCCGCUGGAGAGGAGGCCAAGAGCAGGAAGCGCCGGCCGCCUGGACCGGCUGGAGGACGACCGGCUCAGCGUAGGAGACACGCGCUCCGUGGACAGCUUGGAUGCCGAUGUCAUCUCGCUGUUGGACACGCCGUCUUCCUCCGCCUCCACCGAGCCGCAGCUCCCCAUCAAGCCAUGGGUGCUGAGUAAAUCAGGAGGCUUGACAUUAGAUCUUUCACACCUUCAGGCCUGUGAGGGCGGAGAGAGUGGAAGCCAAACGCCUGCAAGCAUGCCCAGCACUCCUUCUCCACUGGAGACUGCAAAGCCCCUCCCUGGGAACUCGGGGGAUAAAGAUGCAACAGCCUCUUUUACUGAAGACAGCUUCCUGUUCAGUGACAACAUCUCACUGGGGGAAUCCUUCAACAAUGUGGAGAGGGCAGAGGAGGAGCUCUGCAGCAUGCUGCUGGAGAUCGUCCUGUUUGUGAUGUGGCGAGGCGUGGAGGGCUCCGAUGACUCGGCGUGGCUGGAACGGGGGCAGGUCUUCUCAGCUCUCACCAAACUCGCGACUACCAAAGAGCUGCUGCUUCCUGUCGACCAGAUCAAGCUGAGUCUCUUGGAGCGCAUGUUGGAGUGGGCUGUGACCGAUAACCGGGAGGCCUCGGCCGCUUCGCUACCGCAUCACACAGAGAACGCCGUUCGGCUGCUUCACGUUGUGCAGGACUUCCUGCAGGCGGAGGGUUUGGUCAACCCAGCCCUGUGGACAGACAAGGUGUUAGAGGAGACUGUGACUCUGAUGGAUUGCCUCAUGGUGUGGUACUCUGCUGGGACUCAGUGGUUCCAGCUCUCCCAAGUAGGGCUGAGACUUCUGCUGGGCUUCAUGGCUCAAGAAGACAUGGAGGUGUGUGCCUUGGCCUCAGCAAAGCUUAACGGCAUCCUGCAAACCAAAGAAGUGUCGAGCCAGGAUGAAGCCUGCUACUUGCUGGGGAAGUUGGAGGGCAUCCUGCGGCGCUCCGUCCAGGAGCAGACAGAUGAGACGUACUCCUUCCUGGUUCCGGUGCUCCGAACGCUGCUCUCCAAAGUCCACCGCCUCCUCUACAUGGAGCUGCACCUGCCUCAGCUGCCCGACACCAAUGGAAGUCCCUCUUUCUUCGAGGACUUUAAGCUCUACUGCGACUCACCCGAGUGGCGCGUCUACCUCGAUAAAUAUAUUAUUCCGUACAUGAAGCAAUAUGAAAUUGAGAUGUUCAGUCAGGGUCAUGAAACCAUGGCUCUGUACUGGAAGGAGUGCUAUGAGGCGUUCAUGGUCAGCUUGCACAAGCGGGAACGAGAGAGGGGCGAGAGUAAGAUCCGCUUCCAGGAGCAAUUUGUGGAGCCGUUCAUGCGACGCAGCCGCCAAGAAAACCUGCGCUAUAACAAUAUGUUGAAGCAGCAGCACAGCCAAAACAGCGCGACCCUCAGGCAGUGGAAGGCAGCACGACGCGGCCUGGUGUGUGAAAGGGGUCCAUGGGCUGACAGACAACAAGAUGAGAUGCAUUGGAGAGUGUCUAGCGCAGAGAACUUCUCCAGAAUGAGGCUAAAGUUAGUCCGUAAUUACAACUUUGACCCUCAUCGAGAGGCCAGUGCUCUGAGAGACAACCUGGGUGUCCACCAGCAACGUGCAAAUCCAGAACCUCUGCUGCUGGAGGCUGUGAAGCAAGUCAAAGUCAGCGACUUGGAAGACGACAUAUUGGAGCUGCCGGAGGACGACCCUGCUGCCGCCGGCAACCAGACUGAAGCAGAGGAGGUGGGUCAAAAGGAGAAGAUGGUGCUGCUGGAGGACUGUGAGCUGGUGACGGUGGUGGAUGUGGUUCCUGGGCGCCUUGAGCUCACCACCCAACACAUCUAUUUCUAUGACAGCAGCCAAGAGAAGGAGGAGGGGGUGGGCCAUGACUUCAAGUGGCCCCUUUCACAAAUCCGGGAGGUCCACCUCCGGCGAUAUAACCUUCGACGCUCAGCACUAGAAAUCUUCCUCAUUGACCAGACAAAUUAUUUCCUAAACUUUAAAAAAGAGGUGAGGAAUAAAGUGUACAGCCGCAUGCUGCUGCUGCGAUCGCUCAGCCUUUAUGGGACCCGUUCACCUCAGGAGCUCCUGAAGGCAUCCGGACUCACACAGAAAUGGGUGAACAGAGAGAUUUCCAACUUUGACUACCUGAUGCAGCUCAACACGAUUGCAGGCAGAACCUACAACGACCUGUCUCAGUACCCGGUGUUUCCCUGGAUAUUGGCCGACUACACCUCAGAGGAGCUGGACCUCUCUGACCCGCAGGUUUUCAGGGACCUGUCCAAGCCGGUAGCGGUGCAGAACGAACGGAACGCUAAAGCAGUCAGAGAGAAGUAUGAAAGCUUUGAGGACCCAACAGGCACUAUUGACCGGUUCCACUACGGCACCCACUACUCUAACGCUGCUGGAGUGAUGCACUACAUGAUCCGAGUGGAGCCUUUCACCUCCCUGCACAUCCAGCUGCAGAGCGGGCGGUUUGACUGCGCCGACCGGCAGUUCCAUUCCAUUCCAGCGACGUGGCAAACCCUCAUGGACAACCCCAACGACGUCAAGGAGCUCAUCCCGGAGUUCUUCUACUUCCCUGAAUUUCUGGAGAACCAAAACAGUUUCGAUCUGGGCCGCCUGCAGAUCUCCAAGGAGAGGGUGAAUGAUGUUGCUCUGCCUAAAUGGGCCAAAUCCCCAGAGGACUUCAUCUACAAGCACCGCAAAGCUCUGGAGUCUGAGCACGUCUCGGCCCACCUGCACGAGUGGAUCGACCUGAUAUUCGGUUACAAACAGAGGGGCCCUGCAGCUGUGGAGGCUCUCAACGUCUUUUAUUACUGCACUUAUGAGGGAGCCGUAGACUUGGAUGCAAUAACUGAUGAAAAGGAGCGUAAGGCCGUCGAAGGCAUGAUCAGCAACUUUGGUCAGACUCCCUGCCAGCUACUCAAGGAGCCCCAUCCGGUCCGUCUGUCUCAAGAGGAGGUGGAGAAGAGGAAGGCUCAGCAGGACUCCAGUCCUCUUAACAUGUUCGAACACCUCGGAGAUCUCAAGUCCUUCUUUGUUGAGGGCAUCAGCGACAACGUGCCGCUGGUUAAAGCCGUCGUACCAAAGAACCAGUCCCAUUCGUUUAUCAGCCAGGGAAGCCCCGACACAAUGGUGACGGUGAGUCAUAACUGCCUGGUGGGGACCCAUGGGUGGCUGCCUUACAAUAAGAACAUCUCCAACUACUUCACGUUCAUUAAGGACCCCACAGUGUCCAACACCAAAACCCAGCGUUUCCUGUCAGGGCCGUUUGCCCCCGGCGUGGAGCUCACAGCAGGCCUGUUUGUUGUCUCCCAUGACGGAAAGCUGCUCUUCAGUGGUGGACACUGGGACAACAGCCUCAGGGUCACCUCGCUGGUCAAGGGGAAGACCGUGGGACAGCACAUCCGACACAUGGAUGUGGUUACCUGCUUAUCAACCGACCACUGCGGCAUCCACCUGAUCUCUGGCUCCAGAGACACAACCUGCAUGGUGUGGCAGGUUCUGCAGCAGAACGGAGCUCCUGUGGGUCUUUCUUCCAAACCCAUCCAGGUGCUAUACGGCCACACGGAUGAGGUGGUCAGCGUGGCCAUCAGCACGGAGCUGGAUAUGGCCAUUUCUGGCUCAAGAGACGGAACGGUGAUCAUCCACACCGUCCGCCGAGGUCAGUACAUGCGCUGCCUGCGGCCGCCGUGUGACAGCUCCCUGCCGCUGUCCAUCCUCCACCUGGCCGUGUCUUGGGAGGGUCACCUGCUGGUCCACACGUGCCUGGAGGGCAAGGCCACACUCAAAGACAAAAACACUCUUCAUCUUUACUCUGUGAACGGGAAGCACCUCUGCAGUGAGGGGCUGAAGGAGCAGGUGACUGAUAUGUGUGUUUCAGGGGAGUAUGUAAUCAUUGGGAGUGAGCAAGGAUACCUGUCCAUCCGGGAUCUGUACAGCCUGUCUCUCUGCUCCGAGCCCAUGACCAUGCGAGUUCCCGUCCGUAGCGUCUCCGUCACCAAGGAGCAGAGCCACGUCCUGGUGGGCCUGGACGACGGCAAGCUGAUCAUCGUCGGCGUGGGCAAGCCGGCGGAGAUGCGAUCGAGCCAGAUCACACGAAAGCUGUGGGGCUCCAGCAAGAGGAUGACUCAGAUCUCAACGGAGACGGAAUACAACACCCAUCAGGAGAGCAACUGAUCCCUGACUCCUGUUUACCCCUCACAUCCGGUUGUUCCUCAUUUUUCAUAAACUCCCUUAAGUUCCUCCAUUUUUUUUCUUUAGCUGAGCAAGCGACUGAUUGGAAAGUGGCGUCAUAAAUCCUGCUCAUCCAUCUUUUCUGGGUGUGUUGUCCUGCUUUGGUUGACCAUCAAAGCGCUGGCGCUGUGGUUCCUUUGCAGAACAUCCCACCACUACCCCCCUCUUCAUUCCUCACCAUAUAUAACAAUCAAACAAGUGUGUGUUUGUCUGAAUGAGAAGCGUAUCGCCAAUAUAUAUAUAUAAAAAAAACAGACAACAAGCUAGAUGUAAGUGACCUUUAUUUUGAGUCGGACAGAUGGCUCUGUUUAUGUCGGCUGGGAGUCUUCUCGGUUUCCAGCCUUAUGCAGUAAAUCAGCUCCAGCACUCGCAAAACUAACUCUAUGCCUUUUUUCAAUAGGUUUGUAUAAAGAGACGGACUCAUUUGUUGGAACACCUGAAAAGAUCCUGCACUGAAAAACCAGUAGAAAUCAAAAAUAUUUAUUUAGUGUUGAUUCGACCGUAAACUUUCUUCUAAAUAAUCUGGGAUAAAAAAAAACAACAUACCUUUUAAUUGUUCCUGUUAUUUUAAGGGAAGCAAGCCCACAGCAUCAUACAUCCUAGAC